UCUUUUGCUUCAUUGUAAUCCAUUCUAGCGUCUGUUUUUCAUCAAGAUCGUUUUCACCACACCACCCCACCCCAACUCCUUUCAUUCUUCAUCUGAUGAAGCGUGACCUUUGUAUUGUUUUAUAUGACCAUUUUCUUUGAAAUUGCUGAGGCAUUGGGGUAACAGCUACUAAUAUACGACAAUGAUGAAGAUGCACUAACAGAUAACGGUGAACAAAUGGACAGUCUAACAAAGCACCUGCGACUCCCAAAUCUGGACCUCUGCAAGUUGGUGGAAAAGCAAGCUGUUCAGGAUCAGAGAUUGACUUAGUUUUUGUUCUGGACGCUUCCACCAGUGUGACUGAGCCGAACUUUGAAUUAAUGAAAGACUUUGUAAAAGAUUUCCUGUAUGAAGCUGACAUUGAUGGCGGUAGUGUGAGAGUGGGUGUGAUUAUCUACAGUACAGCAGAUCAUGUUGAGUUCCAGCUUAACUCAUUCAGAACAAAAGCUGAUGUUUACAAUGCCAUUGAUGAUAUUCCCUACCGCUAUGGCAGCACCAACACUGCAGAUGCCCUCCAAACAAUGAGAGCUGAAAUGUUUACAAGAGCCAAUGGAGACCGUCCCAAUGUAGACAACAUUGCCAUUGUGGUAACAGACGGUGUGUCAAACAUCAAUGCUAGAAGAACCAUUCCUGAAGCAGAACAAGCUCGUGCCGAAAAUAUCCACAUCUAUGCCAUUGGUAUUGGCCUGACAGACACACGGGAGUUGGAUGGAAUUGCCAGCAAGCCGAUAGAUGAGAACAGAUUUGCCGUACAGGAGUUCUCAGAGUUGAGAGACCUCAGACACAAAGUGUUUGCAGCGCUGUGCUCCACACCAGCUCCCACAAGACCUCCCCCACCUCCUAAAAGAAUCAGUUGUGCCGGAGCAAAGAUUGACCUUGUUUUUGUCUUGGAUGCUUCCACUAGUGUGACUGAGUCCAACUUUGACUUGAUGAAAGAUUUUGUAAAAGAUUUCCUGUAUGAAGCUGACAUUGAUGGUGGUAAUGUGAGGGUGGGUGUGAUCAUCUACAGUACAGAAGAUCACGUUCAGUUCCAAAUGAACACCUACAGAACAAAAGCUGAUGUAUACAAUGCCAUUGAUGAUAUUCCCUACCGCUAUGGCAGCACCAACACUGCAGAUGCCCUUCAAACAAUGAGAGUUGAAAUGUUUACUAGAGCCAAUGGAGACCGUCCUAAUGUAGACAACAUUGCCAUUGUGGUAACAGACGGUGUGUCAAACAUCAAUGCUAGAAGAACCAUUCCUGAAGCAGAACAAGCUCGUGCAGACAACAUCCACAUCUAUGCCAUUGGUAUUGGCCUGACAGACACACGGGAGUUGGAUGGAAUUGCCAGCAAGCCACUUGAUGAGAACAGAUUUGCCGUACAGGAGUUCUCUGAGUUGAGAGAUCUGAGACACAAUGUGUUUGCUGCCCUCUGUUCGGCUUCCACGCCCGCCCCAGUACCGACCAAAGUCAGUUGUGCUGGCGCCAAGAUUGACUUAGUGUUUGUCCUGGAUGCUUCCACCAGUGUGACUGAGCCCAACUUUGAAUUAAUGAAAGACUUUGUAAAAGAUUUCCUAUUUGAAGCUGAUAUUGAUGGCGGUAAUGUGAGAGUGGGUGUGAUCAUCUACAGUACAGAAGAUCAUGUUGAGUUCCAAAUGAACACGUACAGGACAAAGGCCGAUGUUUACAAUGCAGUAGAUAAUAUCCCAUACCGCUAUGGCAGCACCAACACUGCAGAUGCCCUUCAAACCAUGAGAUCUGUAAUGUUUACAAGAGCCAAUGGAGACCGUCCCAAUGUAGACAACAUUGCCAUUGUGGUAACAGACGGUGUGUCAAACAUUAAUGCUAGAAGAACCAUUCCUGAAGCAGAACAAGCUCGUGCAGACAACAUCCACAUCUAUGCCAUUGGUAUUGGCCUGACAGACACAAGGGAGUUGGAUGGAAUUGCUAGCAGACCUCUUGAUGAGAACAGAUUUGCUGUACAGGAUUUCUCAGAGCUCAGAGAUCUGAGACACAAUGUUUUUGCUGCCCUCUGUGGAGUUACGACACCAGCACCAACUACUCGUCCACCACCACCACCCACUAAAGUCAGUUGUGCUGGAGCCAAGAUUGACUUGGUGUUUGUCCUGGAUGCUUCCACCAGUGUGACUGAGCCCAAUUUUGAACUGAUGAAAGAUUUUGUAAAAGAUUUCCUGUAUGAAGCUGACAUUGAUGGCGGUAAUGUGAGAGUGGGUGUGAUCAUCUACAGUACAGAAGAUCAUGUUGAGUUCCAAAUGAACACCUACAAUACUAAGGCUGAUGUUUACAAUGCCAUUGAUGAUAUCCCAUACCGCUAUGGCAGCACCAACACUGCAGAUGCCCUCAAAACCAUGAGAGCUGAAAUGUUUACAAGAGCCAAUGGAGACCGUCCCAAUGUAGACAACAUUGCCAUUGUGGUAACAGACGGUGUGUCAAACAUCAAUGCUAGAAGAACCAUUCCUGAAGCAGAACAAGCUCGUGCAGACAACAUCCACAUCUAUGCCAUUGGUAUUGGUCUGACAGACACACGCGAGUUGGAUGGAAUUGCUAGCAGACCACUUGAUGAGAACAGAUUUGCCGUACAGGAGUUUUCUGAGUUGAGGGAUCUGAGACACAAUGUGUUUGCUGCUCUCUGUGCAGUUUCCACACCAGCACCUACCAAAGUCAGUUGUGCUGGAUCCAAGAUUGACUUAGUGUUUGUUCUGGACGCUUCCACCAGUGUGACUGAGCCCAACUUUGAAUUAAUGAAAGACUUUGUAAAAGAUUUCCUGUAUGAAGCUGACAUUGAUGGCGGUAGUGUGAGAGUAGGUGUGAUCAUAUACAGUACAGAAGAUCAUGUUGAGUUCCAGAUGAAUUCGUUCAGAACAAAGGCAGAUGUUUACAAUGCAGUAGAUAAUAUCCCAUACCGCUAUGGCAGCACCAACACUGCAGAUGCCCUUCAAACCAUGAGAUCUGUAAUGUUUACAAGAGCCAAUGGAGACCGUCCCAAUGUAGACAACAUUGCCAUUGUGGUAACAGACGGUGUGUCAAACAUUAAUGCUAGAAGAACCAUUCCUGAAGCAGAACAAGCUCGUGCAGACAACAUCCACAUCUAUGCCAUUGGUAUUGGCCUGACAGACACACGAGAGUUGGAUGGAAUUGCUAGCAGACCAGUCGAUGAGAACAGAUUUGCUGUACAGGAUUUCUCAGAGCUCAGAGAUCUGAGACACAAUGUUUUUGCUGCCCUCUGUGGAGUUACGACACCAGCACCAACUACUCGUCCACCACCACCACCGUUGUGCCGGAGCCAAGAUUGACUUGGUGUUUGUCCUGGACGCUUCCACCAGUGUGACUGAGCCCAACUUUGAACUGAUGAAAGAUUUUGUAAAGGAUUUCCUGUAUGAAGCUGACAUUGAUGGCGGUAAUGCUAGAGUGGGUGUGAUCAUCUACAGUACAGCAGAUCAUGUUGAGUUUCAAAUGAACACCUACAAUACUAAAGCUGAUGUUUACAAUGCCAUUGAUGAUAUCCCAUACCGAUAUGGCAGCACCAACACUGCAGAUGCCCUUCAAACCAUGAGAUCUGUAAUGUUUACAAGAGCCAAUGGAGACCGUCCCAAUGUAGACAACAUUGCCAUUGUGGUAACGGACGGUGUGUCAAACAUCAAUGCUAGAAGAACCAUUCCUGAAGCAGAACAAGCUCGUGCAGACAACAUCCACAUCUAUGCCAUUGGUAUUGGUCUGACAGACACACGGGAGUUGGAUGGAAUUGCCAGCAGACCACUUGAUGAAAACAGAUUUGCCGUACAGGAGUUUUCUGAGUUGAGAGAUCUGAGACACAAUGUAUUUGCUGCCCUCUGUGGAGUUUCCACACCAGCCCCGACAAAAGUCAGUUGUGCUGGGGCAAAGAUUGAUUUGGUUUUUGUCCUGGAUGCUUCCACCAGUGUGACUGAGCCCAAUUUUGAAUUAAUGAAAGACUUUGUGAAAGAUUUCCUGUAUGAAGCUGACAUUGAUGGCGGUAGUGUGAGGGUGGGUGUGAUUAUCUAUAGUACAGAAGAUCAUGUUGAGUUCCAAAUGAACACCUACAGAACAAAGGCUGAUGUAUUUAAUGCAGUAGAUAAUAUCCCAUACCGCUAUGGCAGCACCAACACUGCAGACGCCCUUCAAACCAUGAGGGCCGAAAUGUUUACAAGAGCCAAUGGAGACCGUCCCAAUGUAGACAACAUUGCCAUUGUGGUAACAGACGGUGUGUCAAACAUCAAUGCUAGAAGAACCAUUCCUGAAGCAGAACAAGCUCGUGCAGACAACAUUCACAUCUAUGCCAUUGGUAUUGGCCUGACAGACACACGGGAGUUGGAUGGAAUUGCUAGCAAGCCACUUGAUGAGAACAGAUUUGCAGUACAAGAGUUUUCUGAACUGCGAGAUCUGAGACACAAUGUGUUUGCUGCACUCUGUGGAGCUUCUACACCAGCACCCACAAAAGCCAGUUGUGCUGGAGCCAAGAUUGACUUGGUGUUUGUCCUGGACUCUUCCACCAGUGUGACUGAGCCCAACUUUGAACUGAUGAAAGACUUCAUAAAAGAUUUCCUGUAUGAAGCUGACAUCGAUGGUGGCAAUGUUAGAGUGGGUGUGAUCAUUUACAGUACAGCAGAUCAUGUUGAGUUCCAAAUGAACACCUACAAUACUAAGGCUGAUGUUUACAAUGCCAUUGAUGAUAUCCCAUACCGAUAUGGCAGCACCAACACUGCAGAUGCCCUCAAAACCAUGAGAGCUGAAAUGUUUACAAGAGCCAAUGGAGACCGUCCCAACGUAGACAACAUUGCCAUUGUGGUAACAGACGGUGUGUCAAACAUCAAUGCUAGAAGAACCAUUCCUGAAGCAGAACAAGCUCGUGCAGACAACAUCCACAUCUAUGCCAUUGGUAUUGGCCUGACAGACACACGGGAGUUGGAUGGAAUUGCUAGCAGACCACUUGAUGAGAACAGAUUUGCCGUACAGGAGUUUUCUGAGCUGAGAGAUCUGAGACACAAUGUGUUUGCUGCCCUCUGUGGAGGGCCCCCACCACCUCUUGUCGAAGAAACUACACUGCCCCCACCUAAGUCAGAUUGUGCUCUGGGCAGGGCUGAUCUUAUCGUGGUCAUUGACAGUUCCACCAGCGUCACUGAGCAGAAUUUCAGGAAGGUACGAUUGUUUGUGAAGGAUUUCCUGAGCAAGGCUGAUAUCGACUCUGGAAAUGUGAGAGUAGGUGUCUUACUAUACAGCACUGAGGUCUUCCAGAUCUUCCAGCUGAAUCAGUACAAGACAAAGAGAGAUGUCCUCAGGGCUGUGGACAGAAUUCCUUUCCGAUUUGGAAGCACCAACACCGCCGGAGCCCUGCGUGCCAUGAGGACAGAGAUGUUCACCCCAGUGAAUGGAGACCGGGCUACCAUCCCCAACAUUGUUGUCGUCCUUACUGAUGGUGUGUCUACUAUUGACGCUCGCAACACAGUCCCCGAGGCCCUGAUGGCUCAGGAUGAAGGCAUUCAUAUCUACACCAUUGGCGUUGGCUUGACCGACACGAGGGAGCUGGACGGCAUUGCAUCCCCACCAGCCAGGGACAACAGCUUCAAGGUCGCAAAUUUUGAUGAGCUGCAGACUGUGGAUGACCUCAUCUACGCAUCAGCCUGUCCUAAGGAAUUCACGAUGCCUACCCCCAAAAGUCCUACCACCACUGCAGCGAAGGAAACUUCUGCGAUUCCUGUGGGAACAACGUCUGAAGGAACUACACCACCUGCCCCUGAAGAAAUUGUCGUUACUACAGAGGCCAAGAAGACAGUGCCCGAAGGAACUACACCACCUGCGCCUGCAAAAGUUGUCGUUACUACAGAGGCCGAGAAGCCAGUGCCCGAAGAUACCACCAGACCUGCUCCUGUGAAAACAACAACGUUGCCAGCGGAACCAACACGUGAAGAGACAACGACCCCUAUCCCUACCCCUGCUCCUACAACACCACCCCGACCACCACAAACAACAACAACAACAACAACCACGACGACAACAACCCGGCCAACAACAGCAACGACGACAACGACGACCCCAAAACCAGCAACAACACCAAGACCUACAAGACCAUCGACGAGAAGAACUACAACAAGAGCCACAACAACCACCACCACCACGACCACUCGCAGGCCGACAACCACACGCAGAACUACAACCACGACCCGUAGAACCACGACACCAAGGAGAAUUCCUCAGUUCAAAGAGACUGGCACUGAUAUCAUUUUCAUGCUGGACUCAUCUGUCAAUGACGAGACAUUCGACUGGAUGAAGACUUUUGUGACAGACUUCACUGAACAAAUUGACAUUGACACAGGAGACUGGCGUGUUGGUAGCAUGACUUUUGAUUCCAGAUCUCGCCCAAGUUUCCAACUCAACAGAUACAACUUCAAGGAUGAGAUCAUUGCUGGCAUUGGCAAAAUGGGGAACUCCCCCAGCACCCGUAGGCCCGAUGUCGGUGGUGCCUUCGAUUACGUGAGACGUUCCAUGUUCACUUCACGACAGGGAGACAGGCCUCGGGCUAGGAACUAUGUCGUUCUUCUUACAGGAAAUGAGAAAUAUUUGAACUCUGAACGUAGUUAUGGCGCUGCAAACAGACUGAAGGAUCUUGGCACUGAUGUGUACACUAUCGGCCUAAACUUUAGAGAUACCACUGACAUAGAUGAGAUCAGCUCCAAACCUACUGACGCAUUCAGAACCAUCAUCAACAGCCCAGAGGAGAUGGGAGAAGUUCCAGGAAUAUAUCUGUACAGAAUGAAUAGAGCACCACCACCAACUACCCGACCCACAACAACCACAACAACCACCACGACUACAAGACGUCCUGUCGUCCCCUACACUGGUGACUGCAAGUCAAAGGCUGACGUCAUCUUCCUGCUGGAUACAUCGGGUAGCGUGGGAGAGUACAACUAUGCCUUGAUGAGAAACUUCACAUUCAACACAGUGAAAGACUUGGAAAUUGAUAGUGGUCUAUUUAGGGUUGGAGUCAUGACUUUCAGUGACACUGCACGCAUUGAGUUCCAGCUGAACACGCACGACACCAAGCAAGACAUUUUCAAUGCAUUGCAGCGUAUGCCUUACGUGUAUGGCUACACACACACCGCCGAGGCUUUGAGACGAAUUCGUACUGAGAUGUUCGUAUCUCGCAAUGGAGACAGACCAGAUGUGCCCAACCUGCUGGUCAUUGUGACUGACGGCCACUCGAACGUGAACCACGAGGAAACAAUUCCCGAGGCCCGCCUCAUCAAGAACAUGGGCACCACCAUCAUCACCGUGGCUAUCGGCCUGGAAGACAACACCGAGCUGAGGGGCAUGGCCUCCCAGCCCAUCCAGGACAACAUGAUCGAGGUCAUGGACUUCGAGGGGCUGGGACAGCUGUCUCACACCAUUGUCACUCCUCUUUGUUCCGAUGCUGAUAUGUGUGAAAGAAAUCCAUGCCAGAAUGAGGGAGUGUGUGUGGAUGGACUCCGCUCCUACAUCUGUGUCUGCACCAGAGGAUUCUAUGGCGAUAACUGUGAAAACUCAUGUGGAGAGGCUGCUGACGUUGUCCUCAUCCUCGACUCCUCCACCUCUGUGGGCUCCCAGAACUUCGCUGCCAUUAAGAGCUACGCUCAGAGGCUGGUUACGGACAUGGAAGUCUUGAACUGCGGCAUCAACAUUGGUGUGAUGAAGUACAGCUCCGCUGCCAUGAUUCAGUUCAGCUUGGGCUAUUACGACACUGAGGACGAAAUCAUCCGAGCCAUUGGAGACAUCAGCUACACACCUGGCAGGUCUAACAUGGCUGAGGCGCUUCGCUCCGCCAGGGUUCAGAUGUUCAAUGGAAGAAAUGGAGAUAGGUACGACGCUCGCAACAUUGCUUACCUGUUGACUGACGGCUCUGUUGAAAUCAAUCGUGACAUCACUCUAUCCGAGGCUGAGCUGGUCAUUGACUCUGGAGUCCGCCUCAUUCCCCUGGCUGUGGGUCUGAGAGACAGGAGUGAGAUCGAGCUUAUUGCUGAGACACAGGGAAUGCCCCUGAUGGAGAUUGAGAGCGAAGCAAGCUUCAAGGCCAUGAGCGACCAAGUUUUGGAGGCUGUGCACGACACCACUUCAGCUGAUGACCACUGCUCACCGAACCCAUGUUCAAAUGGAGGUGUCUGUAUCCCAGAGGCUCUUGGAUUCUCCUGUCAGUGCGCUGAAGGCUUCUCUGGAGAGACAUGUGGCAGAGUUUGCAACAGCCAGGCCGAUGUUGUGUUUGUCGUGGAUUCGUCCCGCUACAACAGUGGACCAGAAUUCCGUACCAUGAAGAGAUUCUUGCGAGAUGUCGUCAAACGUAUGGCAUUCAGGGGAGGCAACUUCCGUGUUGGUAUUGUGGAGUACGGUUCCUCUCCAAGGAUGAAGUUGUCACUGCUGGAGGGAGACAACAAGAGGACUGUUAAAUCCGUCAUUGGAAGUAUGAGGCGCGUGCGCGGUGACCCUGACCUUGGCAGAGCUGCAAGUGUGGUGGAGUACAGUCUGUUCGGUGCCGCCGGUGACCGAAAGAACGUCCCCAACUACGCGGUUCUGCUCACGCGCAGCAUGGGCACGAGGAACAGUGUAGCGGCCAUCAACAAACUGAAGGCCAAGGGAACCAAGGUUAUUGGAGUCGGUAUUGGACUGAGUGGCACCGACCGUACUUACAUGGAAGCUGCAGUCUCUUCUCCCAUUGACGAGACCAUGUUCAUGGCUAAUCAAGUCGAGGAUCUCAUGUCUUUGUCUAGAGACUUUGUCAACUUUGUGUGCGAAGAGAAGAAUAUGUGUGCUGUCAACCCCUGUCAGAACGGCGGUACUUGUGAGAACGGAGAAAAGACGUACGUGUGCAGAUGUCCUACAGGAUUCGCUGGCAAAGACUGCGGCCGACCUUGUGAUGACAGAGCUGAUGUCGUGUUCCUUAUUGACUCUAGCGGUAGUGUAGGCUUUGACAGCUUCCGCCGCAUCAAGGAGUACAUUCAUCACGUCGUCGACAGCUUCAACAUUGGGCCUGAGGCUACUCAAGUGGGCGUGGCUACCUUCAGCCAGAGCAGCAGAGCUCACAUCUACCUGGACUCCUACAGUGACAAGAGAAAGCUGCAGGCUGGUAUCUCCGGCAUCAACUACGUCUACGGCAACACAAACACAGCCUCUGGCAUCAAACUGGCCCGAUCCAGCCUGUUUUCUGACGCUAGAGGAAAUCGCCGCAACGUUCCAGACUUUUUGUUCAUCAUCACUGACGGCCUGUCCAACGUGAACCACGAGUCCACCAUUCCCGAGGCUGAGCUCGCCCGCGCUCAAGGUAUCCAUAUCUUUGCUGUCGGUGUCGGUAUCGGCGACCCAUGGGAACUCAACGGUAUCGCCAGCGAGCCAACAGCCAGCAACGUCUUCCAGGUGGACAGCUGGGACGGACUGUGGGAAAUCUCUAACCAGCUGAUCGACAGGACCUGCAGAGAUAGUGGAGUGUGUGAUGGAGAUCCUUGCUUGAACGGCGGAACGUGCGUUGCUGGACCUGGAACCUUCACAUGCGAGUGCAGAGUUGGAUUCUUGGGAGACCGUUGUGAGCUUGACUGCGGCUCCAGCAAAGACAUCGCCUUUAUCCUGGAUGCCUCGGCCAGUGUGGGUCCUACCAACUUUGGCCUGAUGCUCAAGUACGUGUCCACCGUGGUGAAGGAUCUGACAGUUGGAGGACAGGAUCACCGCUUCGCUCUCAUCACGUACAGCACCAACGUUCAGACCAUCUUCAGUUUCAACCGUUACACUUUACCUGAGGACACGAUAGAAGCUAUUGAGACCACUAUCUAUCAAGCUGGUUCAACGAACACAGCUGAUGGUUUGAGACAGGCCAUUCAGAUGUAUCAACCAGGUUUUGGAGAGAGGCCGAAUGCUAAGGAUGUGGUCAUUCUCAUGACUGAUGGACAGAGCAACAUCAACUACUGGGACACCAUUCCUGCUGCCACUGACCUUAAGGCAAUUGGUGCAAAGGUCAUCGGUAUUGGCAUUGGUCUGGAGAACUAUGACGAAAUUAAUGGCAUUGCAUCGAGCGUCAAGGAUGUGUUCCCUGUCACAUCUUUCAACAACCUGGCCGAGGUUGAGCAUGACAUUCUGGAGGGAUCAUGCAGUGUGACAGAGUAAGCCCAGACCCUUCUCUGGGUCGCAGAUUCCCAAAGAAUCCUAUACAAGCAUCCACCCCAUUUAUUACCUACCCCGCUAUUAGGACCUCCUGCGAGUACAAAAAACAGAGAGUGAAUUGAGAGCUUCUGAGAAGUGUGUGUGCGUGCCUGAUCAUGCUUGUUUGGAUAAUGUUCACUCAUUGUAUCAUUUCUUUCAUUAAUAUGCUCAUCUAUCAUUUAAUUGGUCAUGUUACGACUUACUGUUUCAAAGAAUCAUAAUAGUUUUGUACUAAUCUUUCCUUGUGGAUAUCAUUGGUGAACAUUUCAGCAUUUACUCUGUUUUUACAGUAGCAAUGUUGAUUUUUUCGCCCCAAAGGAUAAAAUUUGUUAAGUAAAUGUCAGUCUUCUUUGUGACAGUUUCUAAACAGAAAUAGAGAAGUGUUUAGUUGGCAUUGUAUGAAAUGAAUUUUGGAUUAAAUUGUUCUUUGAAAAAAG
Aplysia californica (California sea hare) is the source of this 10646-nucleotide messenger RNA. Its product is annotated as collagen alpha-3(VI) chain-like. NCBI's taxonomy places the organism in Eukaryota, Metazoa, Mollusca, Gastropoda, Aplysiida, Aplysiidae. The record is from RefSeq and is a predicted model, not a curated record. Gene Ontology annotation, molecular function: calcium ion binding.